AUGGAAACAAAGGUGCAGAGCUUAGUUCCGAUCGGUUAUUUACCUGUUGAGAAUGUCCAAUCUCUUGCAUCCAAGAACCUCAAGAACAUUCCACCCAGAUACAUCAGGCCAGAGGUUGAAUUCGAUGUAGUUUCUGUUGAUGAAUCCCUGCAGAUUCCUGUAAUUGACAUGAGUAAACUAGAUGAUGAUGUUGAUGAACAGAAAAAACUCCAUUUGGCUUGCAAAUACUGGGGUUUCUUCCAGUUGAUGAAUCAUGGGGUAGAAGAUGAAGUGAUUGAGAAAAUGAAGAUGGAUAUACAAGAGUUCUUCAACUUGCCAUUGGAGGAGAAGAUGGCUUAUGCACUGAUUCCCAAUCACAUCGAAGGCUAUGGUCAAUCCUUCGUUGUUUCAGAAGACCAGAAGCUUGAUUGGGGCGACAUGCUCUUCCUUUCGGGCCUGCCUGUUUCCACAAGAAACAUGAGAUUCUGGCCGACCAAUCCCCCUUCAUUCAGAUCAGCCUUCGAUAAGUACUUGAUUGAAUUAAAUAAGGUUAAGAUUCAUCUCAUUAAGCUGAUUGCCAAGAACCUUGGAACUGAUCCUGAGAAGCUUUUUGCCUGCAAGAUGUUCAUGCUUAAAUUGGUGACAAUAGGCACUUGGAAUGUUGCUGGAAGACUUCCAUCCGAGGAUCUCGAGAUCGACGAUAGGCUUUGCACCGAUGAUCCAACAGAUAUUUACAUUAUCGGGUGA
Hibiscus syriacus is the source of this 726-nucleotide messenger RNA. Its product is annotated as S-norcoclaurine synthase 1-like. The record is from RefSeq and is a predicted model, not a curated record. Bases 1 to 726 code for a protein of 241 amino acids. Lineage: Eukaryota; Viridiplantae; Streptophyta; Magnoliopsida; Malvales; Malvaceae. The transcript has 5 exons.